AUGGGUAAAUCCGAUAAGAAUUUGUUCAUAUCUCCGAACAGUGUCGGUAACAUCUUGAGGCUUCUACUUCUAGCUUCUCAAGGUGAAACUAAUGGAGCGCUGAGUCAUGCUCUCUCGUCCCAAGCUAUUGACAUACACCUUGCCUCUAAAUGCCUCGCUGACCGAAUCUAUGAUUCUACGGGAACUGAGACUCUGAACAGCACUAAUGAUUUCUUCAUUUCAUCUGAGUAUAAGGAAAGUGAGAAGACGAGAGAGUAUAGGAAAAACGCAGAACAUUUGUAUCGAGCUUCAUUCUACAAUUGUAAUUUUGCAAGGAAACCGGACAGGGCACUAAAAAGAAUCAACGGAAUCGUCGAGAAUAAAAGUAACGGUCUCAUCAAGAACCUUUUUUCUCCUGGUGAUAUCAGCAACGAGACAAAACUGAUCAUCGUCAAUACAAUCGCUUUCAAGUCGAACUGGAAAAAUCAGUUUGAUAAAACAAAAACCACAUAUGGCAUCUUCAAUGUUGAUGAAGAUACUGAGGAAUUGACAGAGUUCAUGGAAGUGGAAGGAAACUUCUCUCGUGAAUGGGUCCAGAUACCACAAGGAGCACUAGGUACUGUAGAAGUGGAAAUAGUUGACAUGCCCUUUGAGUCCGCUGAGUACAGCAUGAUGGCAAUCCGAUACAGCGGCAACCAUUUCGGAGACUUGGCUGCUAUCGAGAGUUACGUGGCAGAUAAAGGCAUCUUGACGGUCCGGGAGUCGCUCAAAGAGUUCCCCACAGCAAUUACCUUCCCCAAGUUUAGGAUGGAGUAUGACCGGGAUCUGAACGAGAUCUUCACUCGGGACACUGGUCUUGGAAUAGUAUUCUCUCCUCGAGCUGACUACAGCGGGUUCGCAGACGCUCUUUACAUCAGCAAUAUCAUCCACAAAGCUGUUAUAGAGGUCUCUGAGGAGGGUACUGUUGCCUCCGGAGCAACUGGAGGCUUCUUUGUUCAGCGCGGCUUCGCCUCCAAAAUGAAGUUUGAUUGUCCCUUCGUGUUUUACAUUUAUCACUCCUGCGACGGACUGGUUCUUUUCCAGGGCAGAUAUGCUUAUCCUGAUUCUACGGACUAA
Messenger RNA from Bolinopsis microptera, 1095 nucleotides. RefSeq names its product serpin B6-like. The coding region runs from base 1 to 1095 and encodes 364 amino acids. The transcript is spliced from 3 exons. Lineage: Eukaryota; Metazoa; Ctenophora; Tentaculata; Lobata; Bolinopsidae. The record is from RefSeq and is a predicted model, not a curated record. Gene Ontology annotation, molecular function: serine-type endopeptidase inhibitor activity.